AUGGCGACACCGUGGCCCCGAAGGUCGACCUGGCCGAUCCCAAUAGACGAGCAUGCUACCAACCUCAGCGCUUUCCUUCGCGAGGUGCUAUCCUUAAUCGAGCGCAACGGAGGCCAGCAGCCUCUGCCGGCAGACAUUGUUGGCGAUAUCAUUCGCGGCGCAUUGACGUUCGUACUGAAGACGCAGCACUCCCCUAACCUCAGUAGUCUCAGCGACGCGCUCAACGUCGCGCGGACCGAGGCAAGAGCGACAGCAGAAAGCACGGCGCGAACCCUCGACUAA
Messenger RNA from Alternaria arborescens, 282 nucleotides. RefSeq lists its product as hypothetical. NCBI's taxonomy places the organism in Eukaryota, Fungi, Ascomycota, Dothideomycetes, Pleosporales, Pleosporaceae. The transcript has a single exon. The coding region runs from base 1 to 282 and encodes 93 amino acids. The record is from RefSeq and is a predicted model, not a curated record.